Messenger RNA from Cololabis saira (Pacific saury), 1322 nucleotides. It is a transcript of the gene calua, whose product is annotated as calumenin a. The transcript has 7 exons. The record is from RefSeq and is a predicted model, not a curated record. Lineage: Eukaryota; Metazoa; Chordata; Actinopteri; Beloniformes; Belonidae. The coding region runs from base 156 to 1100 and encodes 314 amino acids. Gene Ontology annotation, cellular component: endoplasmic reticulum. Gene Ontology annotation, molecular function: calcium ion binding.
UUCAUGGGUCUGGAGGAGUCUGUGAUGGUCGCAGAAGUUCUGGGUUAAAGUCAGGCAGCAGGACCAGGAUCAGGACCAGGACUGAGAUCAGGACCAGGACCAGUCAGGACCAGGACCAGCUGCGUGUGAAUUAGGUGGACCCGAACCCAGACAGGAUGAUCCGUCCGGCGCUGGCGCUGGCCGUCCUCUGCAUCGUGUCUGGCGGCAGCAGCAAGCCCACGGAGAGGAAGACCCGGGUCCAGGAGGACCCGCCGCUGAGCCAGCUGCAGCACGACGACGACACGAACUUCGAGUACGACCACGAGGCCUUCCUGGGCCAGGACGACGCCAAGGCCUUCGAGCAGCUGGCGCCGGAGGAGAGCAAGAGGAGACUCAGCAUCAUCGUGGAUAAAAUGGACGGCGACGGCGACGGCUGGGUGUCGGAGGCCGAGAUCACAGCUUGGAUCCGUCGGGCCCAGAAGAAGCACGUGUCCGAUAGCGUGGAGCGGCAGUGGGCCGACUUCGACCUGGACCAGGACGGCCGGGUCACCUGGGCCGAGUACCGCAACGUGACGUACGGCAGCUACCUGGACGACCCGGCGGACUCGGAGUACAACUACACCCAGAUGAUGACCCGGGACGAGCGCCGGUUCCGGGCCGCCGACGCCGACCGGGACCUGAUCGCCGACAAGCAGGAGUUCGCUGCGUUCCUGCACCCGGAGGACCACGAGCACAUGAGGGACAUCGUGGUGCAGGAGACGAUGGAGGACAUCGACAAGAACGGGGACGGAUUCAUCGACCUGCAGGAAUAUAUUGGAGACAUGUUCCAGCCGGAGGACGGGGAGGAGGAGCCCGAGUGGGUCGCCACGGAGCGCCAGCAGUUCGCAGAGUUCCGGGACAAGAACGGCGACGGCAAGAUGGACAAGGAGGAGACGCUGGACUGGAUCCUGCCGUCGGACUACGACCACGCCGAGGCCGAGUCCAAGCACCUGCUGUUCGAGUCGGACACCGACAAGGACGGGAAGCUGAGCAAGCAGGAGAUCCUGGACAAGUACGACCUGUUCGUGGGGAGUCAGGUGACCGACUUCGGCGAGGCUUUACUACGGCACGACGAGUUCUAGACCUGUUUUUUAUUUGUCCCACAGAAGAAGAAGAAGAGUUUCGUCACUUUUUAGGUCACAGAGAAGGUUUUAGACGUUUAACCUCCUCCACCCGUCACCGUCGUUCCUCUGGUUUUGCCAUCACUCUUUUUUUACCAUGUAUUUAUUUCACCUCUGUUCACCGUGAGGUUGAUGUUUGUCACUCGUGUAAAGAGACAAUAAACUCCAGAAGAGCUUUUAAAA